AACGGAAACAACCUCAGAGCUGAGAAGCAGAGCCGCUGUGUGGAGAGCCCGCCGCGCUCCGUUUUUAUAUAUUGUGAUCUGUAGCUGAAGGCCGCGAUGGAGAUGAGAUUUGAGAUGAAAUUGGCGUUUUGCGUGUUGGUGGUGCUUACCGGUUCAUCGCAGACUGGAGGUCAGAGCAGUGCUUUGCCUCCUAUCCUCACUCCGACUGCCAUCCCGAGUCAUGCUGGAGCCUCUCCUGACCUGACUGAGAAUCCUGCGAAUGAGGUCUCACAGCGGACAUACAGCCCUGCAGGCGGGCAUGAAACCUCAACUGAAACCACCACCAUUACCAAGACCAAAGUAACCAUCCAUUCAGAGAAUGCAACCAAUGCAGAAUAUAAAACACACUUGUUGACCUCUGCCGUGCCUACAUCUCAACACAUGGAUGUACCUGUUGUCAUGACUACUCACCCUGCUGCUCCUUCACCUUCAGCUGCUGCAGACGGGCUUUUAUCUACUCCGACUGUACAGAGCGCCACCCCUCCGCAGCACAUCUCAGCCUCUGACGGCAGAGCCACUCUGACCACAGAUCCCCUCACCACCUUUUCAUCUCAGCCAGCCCACACAGUGCAGGAUACAAGCUCCACAGCCCACGCCUCCACCAUCCAGUCACAGUCUGAAUCACCGGCCACAGCCAUCACACAGCCCACAACCACGGGAUACCCUCUGACCUCAGCUCCAGGCCGGGGGCCCGCUGGGCCUACACACCGGGAGGUCGCAUCGGAGCUUAAUGUUGGAGAUGAAGACCUCAAGGGGCCGCGCCGCUCAAGCUCCCCUCUGGACCCCCUGCUGGCCGGCCUGCUGUCAGUGUUCAUCGUCACCACUGCUAUCGUAUUUGUCGUACUCUUCCUCAAGUUCCGCCAGCGGACAAACCACCCAGAAUUCCACCGGCUGCAGGAUUUACCCAUGGAUGAUUUGAUGGAGGACACACCUCUCUCCAGAUACACCUACUGAUGGAAGCAUCCUGUCACUCACUUCCACUACUUAAGCAAACAGACACCAAAGGAAGAGCAGCGUGGGUCUGAGAAAAGCCUUUUCCUGGAUGUACCUACAUCUCUGCAGAUG
Messenger RNA from Centropristis striata (black sea bass), 1104 nucleotides. Its product is annotated as polycystin-1-like protein 3. The transcript is spliced from 5 exons. Bases 97 to 993 code for a protein of 298 amino acids. The record is from RefSeq and is a predicted model, not a curated record. NCBI's taxonomy places the organism in Eukaryota, Metazoa, Chordata, Actinopteri, Perciformes, Serranidae.